Messenger RNA from Spirometra erinaceieuropaei, 26423 nucleotides. Lineage: Eukaryota; Metazoa; Platyhelminthes; Cestoda; Diphyllobothriidea; Diphyllobothriidae. The record is from the annotation of a GenBank genome assembly.
AUGCUGGACGCCAUGAAGUACUUGACUCCUCUCCCCUCAUCUACACAGCCGACUCUGUCGGAAGGUGAUUUUCUCAAUUUGACAGCGGCCACUGAGCAGGAGCGACGCGAGGUUGUACAAGCGUUGCAAAAGCUAAAGACCCUGGCUGAGGACUGCAACAUGAAUACCACAGAGAUUGCUGCGGUGGUACAAGAAGCGCGCAUGGACGAGGAAAAUCUUGCAGUGGGGAUACUGUUUGCUUCGAAGCCACUUGUACAGCUAAUUGUCAAUCCGAUGAUCGGACCGCUGACCAAUAAGUGAGUUGCUCGCUACCCUCAAAAUCAGCACAUCAGUGGCAAGGUGCCUAUUCAUUAGUAUUCGUAGCAACGGCCUCUGUAAGCGUCUUCUCAGCGCGUUAUAGGAUGACCGCAUGGUGGGCCGCGAACUACUACAAUACAAGCGCAGAUUUUAAAAGACAGUUUGGGACACGAUCACUGAAUUUGCCAAUUUCGCCCUCGGAAUUUUCACUUCGAUAAAGUGACGCUAACAUACACUGAGUGCCUGAUCUCAUGAAAUAUUGCCUGAAAUUCUGAAAUGCAGUUUCUAUUAGGAAGAAUUACUUAGGUGAGGGUCUAAUAUCGAUUAUGAAGGAGCAUAGCCGUAUAAACCUCUGGAUCUCCCAGAAGUUGGCCUUUAAAUGCAUUUCUAUACAGACAUCUGCAGGAACCGCGCUCGAUAAAAAUGGCAACUAAGGUUGCAUGCGUUUGUCACAUUGAUUUGGAUGUUUUUAUGAAUUCGAAUGCAUAUAUUAUAAAUAACAUGAAUAAAAUAUGUCCCUAUCUACUCUUCUUGUAGAAAAUCGCGUAUUUGUUGAAUUUUAUACCUUACAAAGAUGUGUAUUAAACGUUGGAAAGCUUUUCUAAUUCCCAAGUUCAGGGCAUGACCGGUCUCAUGAAAUGUUGGCCGAAAUUCCCAAAUUGAGUUUUCGAUUACGAAGGAUUUAUAAGGUGGCGUUGUAACAUUAUCAUGUAGCAUAAUCCUAUGGACUUUCGGACUCGUCAGGAUGUUGCCUUUUGAAUACAUUUCUUUCUAACCUCCCACUUGUUUUGUAAAAGACCACAUUUUCUUCACAUUUUAUACUCAAAGAAAGGGUAUAUUUAGGUUAUGAACAAGUUUACCUUUUCCUGAAAAAUUUGAUCCUGACCAGCCGUUACAUAAGCGUUUCAUGCCUACUUAAUUGCAGUAGUAUUAAUAACAAAGGUUUCUGGAAGCGUCCUUUCAUCGCGUUAUAGGAUGACCACAUAGUGAGCCGCGAGCUAUUAAAGUCCAAGCGCAGAUUUCAAAAGACAGUCUGAAAAACGGUCACUGAAUUUGCUAAUUACGCCGUCAAAUUGUCCACUUCAAUAAAGUGCCGAUAACAUGCAGUGAGUGUCCGAUCUCAUAAAACAUUGGCUGAAGUUCUGAAAUGCUUUUCGACUAGAAAGAUUUCCUUAAGGGGUCUAAUAGGGAUUAUCAUGCAGCAUAGUCGUAUAACCUUUCAAAUCUGCCAGAAGAUGGCGUUGAGUUGCAUGUCUCCGCAACCUCCUACAGAAAUCCUACUUUCUUAUCCAAUAUGCUGACUUGUGAUAUUGCACUAUGACGGGUUGCGUUAUGAUCAUAUCCUACCGAUCGAAUUGUUUGAGAGAGGAGGAAGUUUUGUGCAUUUUGGCAAAAGACCACGUUGUCUAGGCGCGCAUUAUAAACACCCGGAUCACGCCUGUUACAGUUAUUCGGACCAAACUGGAUGACGUCUCCAAAACCAACGGUAAGUUUGAAGAGAAUAUUUACUGCUUCCUGUAAGGGUCUACCAGUGCGAACAGUCAAGAAACAAUCUCGGCAAAUAAGGCUCGAUUUAUUCUCUGUCGGAUAAACACCAUCAUGUCUUUAAUUGCCUCAACCGCAUGGUUUCUUUAAUUUGUUAAUUACAUGCUAUUGGAAAUUGCUGACAAGAGCCUAAACGACCUGUUGCAUGUUUUUUCAUUUUUCUGUCCAAAGGAUCGGAUACUCUAUUCCUAUGUUUAUUGGUCUCGUCAUAAUUUUUGGCUCAACGAUAAGUAAGUUCCCUUUUGUUCCUUAACGCAUCUUCUGCUUUUGGAGUUGUCUUAUGUGUUUAUCUUAGCUGUAAGAUGCUCCCUUUUAGUGUUUGCCUUUGCCGAGAGCUACCUACUCCUUCUACUGGCUCGGUCAAUACAAGGCGUGGGUUCCGCCUUUUCCACUGUCUCCGGUAUGUCUGAGUAAAAAUUCAGCAUUCUUGUAAUGCUUUUUAUUUAGUUCUUGAUUUAUGUGUAAUUUAAAAGCUUGCAUGCGGCAUUUAUACACACAAUUGCCAUAUCUAAUAACUAACAUCUAUUAUCGCAGAUCCUUGGAUUUCCGGUUGCACGGUUUAAUGUUUCUUCAGCCCCCAUCUGCAAUGAGAAAUGUCGAUGUAGUUGAUAUUUCAUAAUCAUUGAUGUCUAUGGUCAUGGGAUGCGAUAUGGUGGCCAGGGUUAUAUUUGGGCCAAACUCUUGUUUUAUCUUCAUCAGCAAUCGCGGCAGACGACAGCAUUUCAACGCAAAAUGAUUCCCUUACCAUUUGUCUUUGGCAGCCACCUAAAAUUGAAUUUAUGUCAGUUGUCAAAGUAUCACACUUAAUAGGCUACAGCUAAGAUAGAAUUUGACACAAAUUCCAUUAGAUUGAACAACUGCAGCGCUAUGUGCUAAGGCCAUCCUAAUGAUGCAAUAUAUACAACGCAUUGAGACACAAAUGCAAAUAUUAUAAGACCCGAUAUGCGUCUCAACAUGUGUGGCGUAAUUGCACUACAUAAGAUUCCUUUCUUUUCGGAUAUACUGUUAGAGGACUUCUUUUUUCACAAAAUGCUGAACGUACUGGCAAACAGUGAAAAAAAAUUUGAAAAGCUCAACUUAAUAGCAGUUUGAGGACAGUAUCAUGGGGCACGUCGUUAUUGUCCCAAUUCCCAGUCAAAAUCUGGUUCUCGAAUGGUUGUCUGACGUCAGUGCGAAAGAUUCAUUCCGCAUAAAUUCUUACAGAACUGGAGGAUUGUAAGGUGACGCAACUGACUCUGUAUCAACUGGAGUCAGAUAGAUUCAAAUUAACUGAUAUGCCAGAAUUUUUGCUAGUGCUUGGCCACCUACGUUUGCUUGUCCUCAAGAUUAAGUGCACACGGAUACCCGCGAGACCUCAUCUGGUCAGAACAAAGAGCUGCGUUUGCACUCGCACAAGAAGUCGACAAUUUAAUGUGCUUUGCCUUGUUCCCGUAAGGCAAACAAUUUGCGGAUUUUAUGGUGAGACUUCCACGUUAGACGGAACUUCGUAUCACUCGAGUUUGUUUUGAGGUCAAGACUCUAUAUCAUCCUUACUAUGCUUGUCAAGUAAUGUUCGUUUUUAAUUAUGGGGAUGCUUCCUGCGUUUUAAACGCAUCAAAGUCAUUAUUUUCGUUGAAUACGCAUAAUACGCUAUAUACUUCGAUUUUUUCCGUGCACAUUACAGCGGUAAAUACACAUGAGCAACAUUUACGAUGAUAUGUAAGCCUUGAUGGCACAAUUUAAGAUACAUGCAACCCCUUUUUACAUUUGGACGCCUAUAAUAUUAAGCACUCGGCAUAAUAAAAACUAAUUAAUUUAAAAUUGUUAAUUUUGGUUAGCCCACGUUAUUUGCGUAAAUAUCGGAGGCGCACAUUAUUUUGCAGGUAUGGGUACGGUGGCCACAUUAUAUAAGGAUUCGAAGGAGAGAUCACGGGCCUUCGGGUGUGCCCUCUCUGCACUCGCCCUUGGACUACUAGGUAAUAAUCGUGCGCAGAUGGUUUAAUUGAUUUUCAACCCUAUUUCUAUGCAAUUUUAUAAAUGAUGUGCUAGCGCAUUAAAUGUUAUACGACAAUCUGUAAUGCAUUUUUGACUAGAAAAGAGUACGUAAAUAUGGUGGUAAUAUUGAUUACCGCGCAGCAUGCUUACAAGUUAUAUCAGGUUUUUAGGCAAACGGUUUCUGAACGGACUUCUUUUCUGACAUCCCUAAAAAAUUUUGCUAUGUAGAAAUUGAUCAUUUCAACUGCAGACACUUUUUGCAUUUGGGUUAGGCGCCCAUGUAAAGUUUAAUCUACCUCAUGAAGGCCUGCAGACAAAUAUUCGUUCCUUUACUCACUCGAAGAGAAAUUACGUUUUCUGUUAAUUAUAUGCUUAAAGGAAGGCUAUAAUUUGCUUCAAAAAACGUUUUUUUAAUUCUGAGUAUUUUUGAACCCGGAUUGCCUUCAAGCUUGCAUAGAGACGUUUUGCGUCAAGGCUGUAUAUUUACUCUGUACCGAAAAUCAUACAUUUUACAUGCUUCCAAGAGACGACAAUAUGUGUUUUACAAAGUUAAACAGUGAAUUCAAACUAUGCCGCAGAGACAUGACUUUAUGUAAACAAACAAUUUUCGAUCUUGUGUUUAACAGAUAGAAACUUUAUAAACCCGAAUUAUACCCGUAUUUAAAGAAUAAAAUUUACAGAAGACCUAAGUUUCUUUUGAAUGGGGAGAAGAAUAGAUACUGACAUGCAUAUUUUCUAUGAGACUUGGCGCUCGACGUCAUACGUAAAGGCCUCGAAUAAAAGUACGACCAAAUUACAGGGCCCAUAAAGAAUCAAGCACCUUAUGAAUCUCUUUGUCUUCUACCGACGUACCGUUCACAAUCGAUGGCAGAACAUACGACUAAAUCAAAGAAACGCCCAUGGGUUCUCCAAUAUCCAGCAUAUUUGGGGAAUUGAUCCUACAAGAGCUGAACAAAUUUGCUUUGUUCCACCACAAACCUGCGUUCGGACGCCGAUAUGUGAAAGAUACAUUCGUCAUUAUUAAAAAGAAUAAACUAUUGGCUUUUCGAAACACGCUUAACAACAUCAUCUCCACAUCCAGUUUACAAAGAAAGACGAGGACGCUGAGGAACUACCCUUCCUAGACGACCCUAUGGUAAACGCAGCAUUACAACAUGCAGAAAGGCGGCCAAUACAACCUAGAUCCUCAUAUAUCAUUACAACCACCUAUUGAUGCACAAACGGGGCUGUUUAAGAGCGCUUUUCAACCAGGUAAGAACGCACUGUAGAAAACUCGAAGGAAGAAUGAAAGAACUACAACAUCUCAUGGAUCAAUUAUAAAGACCGGCUACCCAAAUAGUUUCAUCAGCCGCUGCAAGUAGAUUGAUUCACUACGGACAUACGCAAGGGAGACGCCAACCAUUUGACACUCCCUACCGUACAUAGAAAAUGCGUCCGAGGCUACGCAACGCAUUUCGUCUGAGUUAGGCAUGGGCAUCGGCCAUAAUCCGGCGGCUACCAUGCGCAGCAGGAUCAUGAAAAUGAAGGAUCAACUGGACGCACUUGAUCAAUCGGACGUAGUUUAUCAAAUCCCGUGGCAUAACUGUCUUUGCCACACCACACGACGUCUCAGCUCACGAAUACUUGCGCACAAACGCGCCGUUCGGAGAGGCGACCCAUUACCUCAAGUUAUCAGUCACACGCUGGAGGAAGGCCAUGAGUUCGACUUCGCCAACACGCGGAUAUUGGCGUUAGCCGGCAACAAGACGGGGCGAGAACUGUUGGAGGCGUGGGUGUCGGACACCAACUCAAUCAAUAGACGCAUUGAUUUUCUUGCGUGCUAUCACGCAUUCUGCCCACGCAGCCAGGUGGCGCAGCUCACAUCGCCGUGAUGUAAAAAAGCCGUCACCACGCCGGGGGACCUAGCCGCAGACGUAAUACCCUCUCACCUGCCACCUCAUGGCACAACGAUAUAAAUGCUCACGCGUUGCUGCACUCUAGCAGUCUCUGAUGAUGAACUCAAAUUCGAGUUCGAAAGCCAAAAUCAAAAGGUCUACCGUUCCAUUGAUCGUGCUUUCCUUUUCUUUUAACCAAGAACCUGGGCUGCGCAUAUUCUCUUUCAUUCUAUGAGAUAUAUUUUAAUUUAGAUGGGCAUCGAAUAUCUAUAAGAAACACUCAUAGAGCUGAAAUAUUCAUUUAUUACAGAGUGUGCUUUUUGCAACCAUACGAAAAGAUGUUGCUCAAAAAGUCGUUAUCCUAAAGUAACUGAAAUAUCUUUGGAUUAUGCUGCGCCGUGAUUAAUUUCACUAUCCAACUUAUGUAACAUUUUACAGUCCAAGACGCAUUUCAUAAUCUCGAAUGAUAUUUCGUGAUCCUACACACAACGAUAUAAAUGUUCACACGUCGCUGCACUAUAGCAGUCUCUGGUGAUGAACUCCAUUUCGCGUUCUAAAUCUAAGGCCAACAAACCCACCGACCCAGUGAUCGUGCCUUCGUCUUCUAUUAAACAAGAACCUUGGAUGUGCAAAUUGUCUACCACUCUAUGCGAUAUAUUCAAAUUUAGAUGGGCAUCGGAUAUUAAUGAGAAACAUACAUACAGCUAAAAUGGCCAUUUAAUACAGAAAGCGCUUUUUGCAAACGUCCGAAAAGAGGCUGUUUAAAAAUUCGUAAACCUGAAGCAACUGAAAUAUCUUUGGAUUAUGCUGCGCGGUGAUUAAUUUCAUAAUUUAUCUUUUGUUAUCUUUCCCAGUCAAAGACGCAUUUCAGUAUUUCGGUUGAUAUUUAGUGAUCCUGCAUGCAAUUGCUUUUGACAAAGUGCACAUAGCAAGAGGUUGCAUUCUGUAUAACCCUGGCCCGCUAUAUAAUGAAAAAGGUGAUAAAGCAAGAUAUGAAAAUAAAAAAAAAAACGUUUUGUUGGGAAAUCAACGUAAAGUCCCAUUUAAAAUGGCACAUAUUCGCAAAUGGAGCAUGAACCAAUAGCCUAGUAAACUGGUAAGGAAAAUCCUUCGCAAUCACUUUAAACAAAAUAAUGUAUUAAAUGGUGGCCAGCAAAAAGUGCAUUUUGUGAGGCAUUAUAUGGAACUUGCUAUGUCCUGUUUUAGCAAUAAAUUCUUUACUGAGGAAAGGGAUAAGGCGGUUGCUCAACUCACCCAUAUUUAAAUGGCAUGGCUUACACGCCAAAGCUUUGUCGGCGUCUUUGGCUGAUAUUUUGGCAAAUAGUUUUAAACUGAAUUCUGUUCUGCAUUUGUCAUUUAGUAAGGUUGCAAGUGUACUUGAAGACUUAAAAAUGUCUUACCCAACUAAAAAAAGAACAAUUUAACCAUGUUAAAAGGUAAAUAAACGAUAUACGAAACUGAGUUUUGCCUCUUCUUGAAAAUAUCACUUUGUCUUAAUCUGAAUAUCUUGAUAAUCUGACAACACAGCAUAAAUAGCCAGAAGCUGUCUGAUUUGAAGCGUCCCCAAAAGUACAGGAAGCUUUUGAUUUGCUUGCAUUUGGCGAAAUGUACACUAACGUAUUCAUGUAUUUUUAGUUGGACCAACCUAUGCCGGCAUUGUCUACCACUUCUUCAACAAAUGGGCACCUUUCCUCAUUUUGUCGGUCCUGACAGCAAUGUGUGGCAGUAAGAUGGUGGUUUUUUGUGUUUAUGCCUACAAUUUGCUGCAAGUCGAGUAAGCCCAUCACUAAAUACAAACGGACACACAUUAUAUCGUCCGAAGUUAGUCGUACCCCGUCGUAAUUUAAUGAUGAGCAUGGAUUUAUCGUGACUGCACAAAAGGGCAAGUUUGGUCCUGCCGUCCCACCUGAUUGAUACCAAAUAGGAAACGCCCUAUAAAAUGUUAGAAUGUGUGAUUGCGCUGACUUUACGUUUACCUCGUGUUAGUGCCUUUCAUACUGUUUUAAUUCUGCCAGUGACUGUGUCUCGGUUACAUUAGGGUGUCAGUUCAGAUGCGCUUAUCUGAGCUUUCCUACUUGCAGCCUUUUUGUUGUCUUAAUCCAAAGCUUGGCUAGAUUGGGUUACUAAUGGCAUUAUUUGGACAGAUUGAAACUCCGUUGGUUCUACUUCAGUGACCAUGUCAUUCGAAUUAACACGCGGUUUCCUUCGUGGCCAUCCAUUCCUGACUGUGCUUUCCUUAUCAUUUUAGCCCACCAAGGGGCUGUGUCGCGGGGAGAGUAAUCACAUGUCGUCUUUGGUUACACCAAAUAUUGGUUCACAUUCACGUCUCUGCCUGUGUUUCAAGCCCCACUUGCGCUGACUUUACCUUCCUAGUCCAGUCAGAUAUGUCAAUCAAAUGAGCCCAUGAGACCAAACCUCGCCUACGAAAGAAUUGACGAGGGAUGGCGAAAAUCAAAAGAGGGCCUUCAGUAGGGUCAACAUCUGAUGUUUAAAGUCUGUCGAUCGUUCUGUACUGCAUGAACUGCAGAUUUGUUGGCACAACUCCAGGCAGAACUGCCCACAUUCAGUGAACAGUAAACAGCAUACAGCUCACUAUUCUUCUGUCGAUGAUAACGGACUACAUUCCUAAGAUACCAUGUUUGCACUUAAAGAAUUAAACUGGCUGUGUUACUCCCAUUUAUUGACCUUCUAAAGUAUCAUAAGCCUUUAAGAAUGACCGUGGUAGAAAAACAGCCGUUGAGAUUUUGAUUUUUUCGAUAACAAAAUGCUCUUGAGGAGUUCGUUUAUUGGAUCCUUGAUGUAUUUUCGAAGCGUGGUCUUUUGAGAUGAAUUUUAAUCUACGUGUCCUGCAAAACGCCUUUAUGCUAAGCAUGUUUUGUACACUUGCAAAGUUUCCUCCAGAAAUAAAAUUGACUGAUUUGUGCUAGUGGUGAAACAAACAUCUUUUUACUGCGUUGCAUGAAUAGAGGUAUCAAUAACAAAUAAUCUGAUUUACACUUUUGGGUUGAGAAAACGAUGAAAACAACAGAUAAGGGUAAAACUUUAGGUCAAGCUUUGGUUUUUCUAGAAAUGAGAGAUAUAAUGCUCUAUUCAGUACUCACUCAUUGCCCUUUGCUUAAAAAUCAGUCUUGCAGAUAAUCGUAUUCAAGCCGAAGUUUCUUCCGGAGGAGGAGAAAGGAACCCCUCUUUGUCGUCUCCUAAUGGAUCCUUACAUCCUCGUGGGAGCAGGUACUGUCAACAUUGAUUUUUUCUUGUUGUUUUAAACAAAACUCUUUCUAUGUACCAGGUCAUGUCAUUUAAAUGUCAAAUAACCGUCCGCCUUUCCUCGUCUAGCAAUAAAAUAUAUGUUUUAAUGACUUAUCUAUGCACAAUUUAAUACUUAAUGCGAAAAAUUGUGCCACACUGCUAUUUCGCCCUAAGGUGAACGCUGUGAAAGUGGUUCUUUUGGCUAUAUUCUCGUACCCCUGAAUGUCUAUCGAUCAAACGCUUCAAAAGUCCAUCCAAAUAAAGUAGUAUACCUGUUGACUAGCAAUAAGUCACACUAAAGAAAAUUUUUGGUUCAUGUAUUCCGUCAACGAUUCAUGAAUAAGCCUGCCCUCUAAACGUCCUUCUUAUCUUCCUAUUUGGAAAACCGCCUGUAAUUCUGAUAAAUGCAACGAGUGAUCAUGGGCCAUACAACUUUGUUGAAUGCACUUAUUUCAUAAAACCAAAUAAACUCAAUUAGAUAUGUUAGAUCUUUUUCAUUAUUUUGAAAUCUCCUCUCAUAACCCUACGAAUUGCACAAAUUGGAAAAGUAUAUGAGCAGCAGGUGGACCUACUCAUGAAAUAUCAACUGAAAUUCCAAAAUGCGUUUUCGUUUCGAACAGGUUAAUUCCGUAAUGCUGUGAACGUAAUCAUCUCGCAGCAUUACUCCAUAAAAAUUCAUUUAUCUCAAGAUACCGGCCUUCGAACGAAAUUUCUUUCGGCUGCAUGCACGAAGUAAAUUCUGAAAAAAGUGACAACGUAUGUUGCCUGAAUUUUUUGCAUUCAAUUUCGAUACCGCUAAAAGUGCGAUCACACAUCAUGGAAAACAUGCAUAAAACUAUUCACUCUUUGGUUAAUGCGGUAGAAACUUACGUCUGCUUCUAAUCGCUUACUCGAAAAAACGGUCAUAUUCGGUUUUCAAUAUCUUUUUCAAUUCCCGAAUAAUUUUAACCCGCUCUGCCGUUUUACUUGGAUUUAGGGUUUAUAAUCUAUAAGCCGUAUAUUUUCCGCGUACGGAAAACCACAUAUUCCUCUACAGCAUUAAGCGGAUACUAUAUGGCGUUCAUGAAAUUUAUCAGUGGAAUUGAUACAUAUUGAUAACUAUACACGCCACAUUGGUGGGUGCAGAGACAUGGCCACUUAUUAACGACCACUGCACGAUAUUUCAGUCAGUACAUUUGGAGUAAGCGACAGAAGCCCUUAAAACUCCAUUUAGAGGGUACAAAUAUAAGGGAUAAUAAUGAAAUUGCAAAGAUUUUGCCUGAAGUUAGGUAAGGAGAAUUCAUAAAUCUAAUAAUUUAACAUAAAUGCAAAAGGGGUAUUAUAUUCGCGAAAUAAUUGCGAAAAACUUUGUUCUCCCCAUUCGGACUGUGUAAAUUUCAAUGUGGGCUAAGUUUGGCACACAAAAUAGAAUCUGUUGAAGUCUUGGUAGUAGUAUAUUUAUAGUCAUUUCAGUAAUCCAUUAGAUCAGGCUUCGGCAGUUCGGGUUGCCUUUCAGCAGGUAAGCAUCCAGUUGUCUCUUGAACAUGUUCACGGUAGGGGAAUUAACAGCAAACUCCGGCAAAGAGCUCCAUUGGUGACUGACCCUCUGUGAGAAAAAGGAGGAGCGUUGAUUUGUGUGGCACAGUUCCCUUUCAAGCUGGUAAUCAUGUCGUCUGAGAUUGGACUUGGGUGUCAUUUCAAAAAACGUUUCUCAGUCGACACCCGUAUUAAGUCCUUUUACCACCUGGAACGUUGCUAUGAGGUCACCUCUGUCCUGCCUGUAGUGGAGGGGAUAGAUGUUCAAGGCCGUCAGGCGCUGCUCGUACGUGAAGUUUUUGAGGCCAUGAACAGCCUUUGUAGCACGCCGUUGUACACCAUCAAGGACAUCUAUAUCCUUCCGAAGCCACAGCCGCCAAGCCUGCACCGCAUAUUCCAGGUGCGGCCGCACAAAUGUCCCGUAUACUUUGCCAAAAACAUCUUUAUUCAAGUGGACAAACGUUCUGCGUAUCGCGCUCAUUGCCCGCGCAACGACUUUAGAGCACUCCGUGGUGACGCUUGGAUCGUCUUUAAUGAAUACACCGAUAUCUUUUUGCACAUCUACGGUUUUAAGUGGUGGAUUGUCCAGGAGAUACUGUCGUGGGGGUGCAUUUGUUCUUCGCUUCGCUGAUACUACGUGCAUUACUGUACAUUUUUGACGGUGAAUUUCAUGCACCAUUUCUCGCUCCAUGCGUGCAAAUUCUCUACGUCCUCGUGUAGUAUCUUGACGUCAUCUUCGUCUUUUAUCGCUCUCCAAAGUUUAAGAUCGUCUGCAAAGAGCGCUAUUUCCGAUUUUACUUCCCGUACUAGGUCAUUUACAUAGAUAAUAAAUAGGAGCGGCCCAAGAACUGGCCCCUGUGGGACUCCACUCUUAACAGGUGCCCAUUCUGAGCAGUAGCCUCCCGCAGUGACUUUUUGUCGCCGUCCGUUUAGGAAAUCUUUAAUCCAGUUCAGAAGAUUUCCUCUUAUCCCUACUUCUGACAACUUUUGAAUGAGGCGCUUAUGUGGAACGCAAUCGAACGCCUUGCUGAAGUCGACGUAAAUGACAUCAACUGGAUGUCCUUCAUCCAUGGCCUUUGACCAGUGUUCGAGGGACGAAAGAAGGUUUGUGAGGCAAGACCUUUUUUCGCAGAAGCCAUGUUUAACCGAGGCGAUGUGAGAGCGGAAAGUAUAGAGCGAUGUAGUAGAUUUUUGAAGUAAUUUUUCCAUCAUUUUGCAGUACAUGCAUGUCAAUCUAACCGGCCGGUAGUUCGUGGGACAUAGCCGUGAUCCUCCGUUGUGGAUAGGUACGACGUUCGCCAACUUCCAUGUGUCAGGUAGUUUGCCAGCUUCCAGGGAUUUUUGGAAGAUUUAAAGGCCUCACAACCAUAAAAAAAUUUAAGGACGAAUUAUGUCCGUCAUUUGAGUAUAAAAGUACAAUAAGUGCUAUUUGGCUACCGCAUGAGUGAACGAAUGAAUCUUUUUAUGCAUUGUUUCUAUAAAAUAUAGUUGAAAUUUUAGGGCAUCGAAAAUGAAUAAGAAAAAUUCGCGCAGCAUAGGCAGUCAUUUUUAUGAUGUAGUUCUUACAUGCAGUACGAAGUAAGUUCGUUCGACAGCUGGCAUCCUUAGGUAACUGCAUUAUUAUAGAAUUAUACUGCAGGCUGGUUAGAUUUGCAACCCAACUUAAUUAAUAUUUUCGAACCGAAAACGAAUUUCGGAGUUUUGUUUGACAUUUCAUGCGUUAGCCCAACAACUGUAUAUAACAAUGAGAAUAAGCGAAAAAAGUGUGUUUGAAAUCUAUCGGUCACAAGCAGAAAACAAGCUACCAGGCCGAAGUUGCCAUAAUAACAGUAAGCAGACUACAUAUACGGGUAGUAGGUUGAUAAAGAACUGUGCAGGACUUAUCUGGACUUAAUUCAACCAAUCAUAACCCUGACCACAAGCUGAGGCGGGGGACCAAACAUGCGCUUACACACCUGAUGCAGUUGAUCCAUCACAAGGGACCACUGGCUAGAUAAUAAGCCUUUCAUCGAGGCGAAUUUCAUCAGUCCUUCGCAAACUGCCAACGUAUUUCCUUGCUGAGCGGAUAUUAAUUCACUUGAAAAUGGGUUUGCGCAUAUGAGUUGACUUCUCGAAACAAAAAAAGCUCCCAAUGCGGCAGAGGGGUCACGAACAGACAAAUACCUACUAUGCUGAAGUCGAUCAACCUAUAACUGCAAAGGAGAAACGGCAAAGCAUGUUUGCUUUAGGAAGCCAAUGGGUCGGUGUACGCCCGUUCAGACUCAAGGACAUAUACGUACAUAACUAAUUGCUUGCAUAUCGUUUGCUCUGAAAAUUUUGGGCAUCGAUUUAUUAGGUAAUAUUUCAUUUUUUAAUAAAUGAGUUUGAACCCUUGCAUGAUGAUAGCAGCAAAUGCUUUACGAAGGAGACAACGCAGCGGUUACCUAGGGGCAUAUGUAAUAUCGGGGGAUUGUCGGCGUUUUACAUAACUAAUUAACUGCAUACCGUUUGCACUGCGAACUUUGUGCUUCGACUUAUUAAGAAGUCGUUCAUUUUUACCAUAAUUUGUUAGAAUUCCUACAUCAUAAUAUCAGUUAAUGCUUUACAAAGCAAACGGCGCAGCGUUUACUUAGAAUCAUGUGCUAAAUUAGAGAACAGCCGACUUUUUACCUCGUGUGCUGUAGCUUCCGAUUUCCCGUCUUCUUGUUGCCCUUAAAUCCUCUCAUUUUCGUCUUUAGGGACGACUAUAAUAAGCUAGCUGUCGCGGCAAAAAUAUAAACUUAAUCGCGUGUUAAAGCAGGCUUGAAAAUACUUUAAGGCAAUCUAGAUGAUAAUUUAUAAGGAUUUUUGGCGUUUGCAGGAGGUCUGACUUUUGGAACGUUUGGUAUGGCCGUGCUGGAGGCCAUGCUGCCAAUGUGGAUGAAGAAAAACAUGAAUUCAAACAGCUGGCAACAGGGAAUUGUCUUCCUUGCCUCUAGCCUCGCCUAUCUUCUCACCACAAACGUCGUUGGUUGGCUUUUCCACAACGUGCGUCACUGGUUAAAGGCCUUUUUGGGAAUGAUCGUCACCGGCCUUUGUCUCGUUUGCGUAAGUCUACUGCAUAAACUGCAGUAAGCUCAUGUCUUAGUGUCUUACGUACCAUUAUUGCUUUCCGUAUAAAAAUUUUUAUAUCAAAGUGAUCGUAACAGGUCUCCUUUCUGAACGCCAAUCAAUCUUUCUUAUCAGGGUUUCUUCAGAAAAAGCAUAAGUUAACCAAAGCUGUGGGCGAAACAUACUUAGACUGAUCGAACGCAGCUUACGAGAGGCAUAGGUACGAACUGGUUAGUAGGUAAAAGCCUGAAAUCUUUAAAAUUGAGUAAAUUAAUCGUUUGCUACAAGCUUCUGACUGACAACAGAAAAAAUAAACAUGAGGCUAUAAAGUAAGCUUAAACGUUGUCAGAGUUUACGGGGGAAAAUCAACGUAACAUACUCAAUGGCCGAAAAUCCCGACAAGUGGGAGACAUUUUAGCAAGAAAAACAUAGUCGCCAAAGCAUCGUAAGUUUGCUAAUAUUCGGAGGCUAUAAAAAUAAACGGAAAUUAACAUGAAUGCAAUUAUUCGAGAACUCGCAAAUGUGUGCUUAUUGAGAAUAAACCCGAACUCAAUAUAUUGCAUGGAAGUCCGAUGGCGUAUGGACAUUAUGAUAAUGUAAGCUGGAGCCGGUCAUUAAUUCCACUCCAGUCGUUGACUUGCGAGCAGUAUACAAAUUGGCAAAGAAGAGUAUUAAGAGUAGUCCAUCAGGGACACUUUUAAGCCAUUCAGGAAGCUUAAAACCCACGAAUAAAGCUGAAACCUAUGCAAGUGAUAACAUAAUCUUCACAAAAACAAGACAAAUGGACAUUUGGAGACAGCGGGAUUAAAUUACCAUGUGACCGUCAUAUUUGAUGAUGUUCACUGCGUGCUUCCUAGCGCUGCAGGCGCUGGGGCCGGGAUGUGCGGAUAGACCAAUGGACAAUAAUAAUAGGCUUACUCAGUGUCCUCAGUAAUCUGGACCUGGUGGCAAAAGCGAUUCACGAAGAGCCAGUUUCUGGCAGGACUACACAGGCCAUCUGCCCGGGCCAUGCUCGCAUUGGCUCCCCGCACAAAACACCGGGUUCUUGCACAAAGGGGUUGUCGGUGUGGAUAGCCCAUGCCACGGAGGUCCCAUUACGAAAGGGUCAUCCAGUCAAACGUUUAGCCAAUCCGUCGGCCACUGUAUAAAAACAAACUGGACUAACUUCGAGGUCUGAGUUGAAUGUUCAAUUGUCAAUCAUUUAAGGGUGUCGAAGUUAUUGUGGGGGGAAAUGCUCUGAAGUGUCCUGAGAAUGUAAUCCCCAGAAUUGACCUCCGAGCUAUCGUUAAAACACCUCACUUAAGUUAUGUUUGUAACUACGUUGGGUCCUCAAAAUUUGUUUUACGAAAAAUCUACAUCCACUUGAAAGCAAUCCACUAUUCACAAAUCGUAAGCAUAUGUGAUAGAGGUUAUUUGCCAAUCGUAUCAAUAGAGGUACGCGUCGCACUGAGUACUGAUUCACCAAAAUUUAGCCUCGUAUUCAGUUGCAAUGCGACCACUGAUAUACGCAGAAUACUAAGGAAAACGGCUAAAAGACUAAAAUGACAAUUUCUGCCCGCAGAAGAAGGCAGUGUGAUCAUGAGAACAAAAAGUUUAUUAGUCUUACGUUUUGGAUACUCACUCGGUCACAUCGUCAGAGACAGUCGCAGAUAGGCAAUGCGAUCACUGAUAUACGCGAAAGACUAAGAGCAACGGCUGGAGGACUGAAAUGACAAUUUCCGGUUACAGAAGAAGGCAUUGCGAUCAUAGGACCAAGCAGUUUAUCAGUCUGACUUUUUGGGUUCUCACUGUGACCUAUCAUCAGAGACAGUCGCAGAUAGCCGUAGCGGAGGCACAAGAGAUGCACUUUAAAAAGUGCCAAGCAGUCGUCAGGCCACAUGCGUACACCUCUCACGACCACAGCUAGGGCUUGUAAUAGGCAAUUUGCGUCGAUUCGUCAGUGGCCACCAUUUCAUUAUUCGAGUUGGCUGUUGGCGCGAUGAUUGCUCGGAACUGUGGCCUGCCGUCACUGGACUAAGCGUUGGCCCGCGCCCUUCACAUAUGACUGAUAUCGCUGCGCAGGGAAUGUUUCAGCAACAAGCGGUUGCGGUCUUGAGAGCCAUUAUUCAAGCAGCUAGCAGUUCGCGCGGUUGUCACUUCUUGUGAAGAUUUCGAUCUUCUAAAACUUUAAAACAUGUUUGGGUUCCGUCGGAAAAUCCGUCAUGUGCGAGUUACAGUCUUUCCUUCCCCUCCUGCUGCGUGCUCGUUUAUCCGCCUUACGGGGUAAUCUCCCAGUUUCGCCGACGUAGGUGUUCUGUCUGCAAUCACACCGUAUUCGGCAAGCAGCUCCCGACGUUACUGAUGUGGCAGUGGGUCUUUCGGUCUCCGGACGUUGCGUCUGAUGGUUGCUUUUGGCCUUUGUGCAAUCCAAAUCCAAGUGUUGUAAGAAGCCGACUGACGGAUUUCAAGAUGCCCUUCCCAUAACACAGAACUCGUCAAAAUUUAAAGUCAGUUGAAUAUGCCCUGGUUGACAAAGUCUCGCCUGCAAACAUUAUUUCCAAGUGUCCGUGAAAAAUAUUUGAAUUCAGCAAACUUGCAUUCCGUUUAAGUGCAAUGGGUCUCAACGCGCAGAUAUAAUCAUGCAGUUUUGAAUAUAGCAACCACGUCGGAAAAACUACGAGAUUACCAUAAACUCGGAUGAUCGAGCACGCAGCAGCAGUGGGGGAAGCUUAGGUGGCGUCUUAUUCAAUGGGACCCAGCUAUUUAUUCAAGUUUCAAAAUGCCAAAAUUGUUGGUCGCCCAUGCCCCUGCCGCGUGACCAAUUAUUCUGAUUAGGAAAAGUCGCAGCAAAGAAAACGAAGACAAAAUGACAUUGCGCCGCCAAUAUCCUCUAUGACCGUAACCGAUGACGUGUUUGAACACAAAUCCGAUAGGUCAGCUUGGCAUGUUUCUUGUUCUAGCGACCGCAUCUUUUUUCGAGCGUGUUCGAAUCUCACGAUUGCCAACCUGCGUUAAGGUGUGGUCGGCUUAUGACGGCCGGUAAUCUUGAAAUGGUCAUUCCAGUUUCGCUUGCCUUUUUAGGAGACACUGAGUUUAUACAUUUACACGUAAACUGAAAACAUAAAGGCGCUUUCAAGAAAAUAGGAAUCUCUAAAGGAUUCAAUUUUGACGCUUGUUUCCGUGUUGCCGCAGAACUUCGCGAGAAUGUACUAAAACAGGUAACCACUUAAAAUCUGUUGUUAACUUGUUAUAAGGAUACUCCGCUUUUAAGACACUGCGUCAUUGUCUUCUUACUGUAGAAUGACUUUUGUACAAAUUCCUUUACAACAAACAGAUACAUAUAUGCUACUCUUCGGGAGCCUAUUCAUGUAUGAGUACAUACAGGAAUGCCCGUUUUUGUCAACAUUUUCUCGGAAGGAUAUUAAAAUUACGAUAUGUUAAGUUAAUGGUGUUGUAGAGCGUAUACCGUUAGUAAACUGUUACGACAACUAAUGUGUCGUCUACAUGUCGUAGCUUAAAUUUAGGUUUGACUAAUGCAAUUGUCGUAGAUUCCGAUUUCUAUACCUUUACCUCAAACACACGCGUAAAUAUACAUAAAUUUGAAGAAAUCGCGUACUGAUUGAAAAGCUCAUACGAUGGCUGUACAUAUGUAUUUAUUCCAAAUAAUCCUUAAACGAUGCAGGAGAAAAGAGAGCACGUACGAUUUCGAAUGGACGGAACAAAACUUGUUAGGUCAGUAUUCCUCUACGUACAAGCGCACCACGUAGGGAGAUACUGAGAGAAGGAUUUUGCCGCAUAUGAAGCUUUUUCUACGGCAAACAUUUAAACGGAUAUUAGGUUAUCAUAAUAAUGAUGAACUAACGGAAUCUUCUGCUUGCCUUCAGAACGAUCGAUAAAGAUGCGUCUGGAGUUAUCGAAUAUUAAGCACAUCGUAAACAGUGAUUUCUUUUUAAAUAUAUUUGUGAACCUAAAUAAAGCACAAGAGUGAUAAAGCAGAUAAACGUCUUAGAUAAGAACCCUGGGUUGAUGAUGCUUCCUGAUGGAACAAAGUGUUAUUUUCAGGAAAAUACUAAACAACUGAAAUUUUUUAAUCGUAUCUAGGUGCCCUUUACUCAGACGGUGGCUCACUUAUUCGCUCCCGUUUUUGGACUUGGAGUUGGCGCCGGUGAGUGAAACCCUGACGUACAUUAUGCCGUAUGCAUAUUUUUUCAUGUCAGAUUUCUAUACUACAAAAUAACGGAACAACUAAAAACACACGAGCAUAAUUUAAUUAAUGAAUUAAUGGCCACAGACUUUAUGUCUGAACCGAAAGGUAUACGAGCAAAGUUUUUGAAAGUUGGUCGCGUUUUAACAGCAUACACUCCAUUCGCGACAUCUGCCUGGGUCGCAGGUACUUAUUCGUAGACUAAACAAAGACAAAUGUCAUUGUUACGUCGAGUCGUUCUGAUUUUAAGACAGUGAAUGGCAAACCCGAAAUGUAGAUCACAGAUAACCGUUAAACUGCACGCGCUACUUAGCAGCGAGUCCACUUUAAUUUUCUUUGUGCUUCUUCUCUCUGUUUACCUCCAGACACUGGCGUUGCACCUGUGUCUGCAUAUCGUAGUUUGUUUAACUUCCUCUACCUUCCCUGCAAGCCAUAAAUGCAAAACUUGCUUCCUAAAUACAUGGGAACAGUUCAAGCAUAUAUAAAACUUCUUGAAAUCCUACCCACAGGGAUAUAGUCAACGCAUUGCAUAAGUUAAACCCCAGGUACUGUUUUCUGCAUUAAAAUUUUAAGGUCGCUUUGAGGUUUUAGCCUCAGGUAGAGGUCUCCGCUGCCCUAAAACGAAGAGUGACUUUUAAGGCAUCGGAGAAACCUCUGCGUCAACUACCCAUGAGAACGCGCAAGCAUAAAACCCACUUUAUUCUACUGUUGGUGAAAGCCAUGAUAAAUCCAAUACACCCGCUAUUUGACUUUUAGGAUGUGAAGGUUACCUUUAUACACGAUAGUAGAUUAGCAACAAUGCGGGUCAGUCAGGUUAAAUGGCGCCUUCGCCUGAUUUUAGGCCUGCUAGAAGCUUCACUGAUGCCAGAAAUGGGCUCCUUGGUGGAUCUUCGUCACGUUGCAGUCUACGGCAGCGUUUACGGAAUCGCUGAUGCUGCCUUUUGCUGCGCCUUUGCCAUUGGUAACUGCAAUUAGUCUAAUUUCAUGGCCUUGCCUGAUUUAGUGCCGGAAAAUCAUUUAUGUUGUACCACAUUUCGAUUCUGUAUAAAACUCGAUAAUUAUUUUGUUUAGACCGCGGGUUUGUGUACACCUCUCUAUCACCUUGCGCAAAAAUCAUGUUAAAAUUUUCCGCAUGGAAAAUGCUAUCACUAUACGUACGCUCUUUAAUUGGACUUUUAACUGGAUAGCUAAGCGCCGGACAAUAAAGUAGCUACGGCCUCAGGAGUAAACAAAAACAGUAAACAACCACAUCCAUUUAACUGUGAUCUAUCAAAUUCAGAAGGAAGACGAUAAACGCGAUAAUGACCAAAUACAAGAUCGGUCACUUAGUGUGCCUCUAUACACGCCACUCCUGUGCUUUCAGAUAUUUCUAACUCCAUUGCUGAAUGCCCAUCAAACUGCAUGCCAAACUAAGAGACACCUUAUGCGUUCAUCAAAUAAGUUAGCGCCUGCGUAGAAGAAGACGCGAUUGCUGAAGCAAGGGUUAAAUUUGCCUGCCAUUUCGUAUUCCUUCUUUCAACAAUCCUCACAGACAACAAUCGAUACUGGCAGUUCAUGUACAAGAAGCAGUCCGCAUACCUUUAGCAAUUCGUGGAUCCCCGAUCACCAGGGACUGUUGUACGUGGUGUUUCGGUCGUUCGAUGGACGAAAUUAUGGUCGUUAAUUGCCGCCAUUGUGUCACGGAUCUUGGCUGUUGGUGUGAUGAUUGCUGGACAAUCUGGCCCACCGAGGAUCCGCUUUGAUCUCCCCUUGGUGCUAAUUACUCCGCCUAGGCUAGGUUGCAGCACCGAAUAUAAAAAGGCGAUGGUCAUUGCACUUGUAAAUAGACUAGAGGCAGUGCAUAAUGAGUAAAGCAAAUCACGGCCCACGUGACUGUCAUAUCUAGCGAGAAUUUGCGCCAUGUCGAAUUCAAAUGCAUCGUCAGAUUUCAUCGAGUCACAUAAAUACUGCAGUCCCUUGGGCACGUCUCUAAUGUUUCAUUAGAGCAGGAGUCUGAAGUGGCGCGCAAAAACGGAACUUGUUUAAGUGAUUAUGUCGCCUUCAUCACUUCUGCUUUUUCAGCCUCGUUUUUCGCUCUUAAUUUCAUCCGUUCCCAUCGUAGGGCCCGUAAUCAGCGGGAGUCUAGUUCAAACCGUUGGUUUCAGUUGGUAAGUAAUAUGACUUUGCUGUCGACCUUUAAAUUUUUUUAACGUAUGCGUUUAAGGCGAGCAUCUUAGAAGUGUGAGAAACGACUCCAGCAUUUACUUUAUGAGGUAUACGAUGAUUCGCACUUGUUAGACAUAUAUGUCAUUGUCAUUAAAUGUCAAACUGAUGAAUUUUUUACGUAGACGUUAUAACCUCCAGUUAACAGGAUUGCACGUGUAGUGCUUGUAAUAUACGACAAAAAAGCAAAUGAUACUUUUAUAGUAAAUGCGUAAGCGCUUUAAUUGCAAACUGUUAUGGUUUAUUGGAGUCGAAUUACAUAUUUACAAGGAACUGACACUCGGGCUUCUUUCUUCGAAGCUGUACGUAACAUUUCGAAACUUCUCUACCUUUCCAUCAGUGCACUUUGCGGUCUCUUAAGAGUGGUCUUCAUAUAAGGAUUAAAAAGCACAUUAAGUGAUAUCGGCGCUCAAAUAGGGUUCACUUGUACUACUGUUUCCAGUGGUUCGUUGUUUGCAGCGGCCGAAAUAUACACCCAUAAAUGUGGUACUGUAUUACGUAACACACGUUAAAUAUGGUCAGUGAUACUUGGUAUAUUGGAGCGACGCUUUCUACCUUGCCUGCAUGGCCUGAAUAAAUUUUACCCAAAAUAACUGUCCUGGCGAGUAGUUCUUCUUAUGUCUAAUGCCAGGGUAUGAGACUGUCAUGAGAUCUAAAAGGCAGUGCACUAAUGAGGUAUCCCGAUGUUAUGAGACUUGUGAGGCAAUGCGUGUGUGAGGGUUCCAGGUGGUCAGAUCAACUUUAGCCACACAAAGUAAGUCCAUCCCGCAUGAUGACAGAAGUCAAAAAGCAGUGAGACUCGACUUACUCUGUACACCGAGGAGGUUACCGCGAGUUUACAGUUUUCAGGACGAGAAUUCCCUUUUAAGGGCGAAGUUUGCGGUGUGCUAUUCACAUCGGUCUGACAUGUGAGGAUGUGAGCAUUAUAAAGUUAUAGCCGAGUGUUUAGCGCGUGAUUGGGUAAUCCAUAGACUGAUUCUAAGGCCGCAUAAUGAGCAGGCACAGCGGAUCAGGGAGAAAACCCAACAGGUCGCGGAAUCGAGGUCCAGAUAUUUCACACUUUGGGGUUUGUAUAAGACUGGCUGAGGACGGCUAUUGAGCCAAAAAUGCCCAUUCCAGACUCCCCUAGCUUUAUCGGCUAUACCAUUUCGCCCAUUUAAAACGCGUCGUUGUGCGGCUGCUAGCGGGGCUCAAGACAGGUCCCCAAGACACAACGGGGACACUGGGUUUAGUAGCACGAUCAGUAAGUGCCCGCCUUCCAAUGAAAAUCAACGCCAGUUAAUGCGCCACACCGUGGCCUCUGGUGGUGAUCCCAGCCGUGACCUAUCGUAACCGGACAAAAACGUCCCCUGGGAUGUGACCGUGCGUGAUAGAAAUGUUUGCGCGUUUGCGCAGUGGUCGCACCCGUUGACUGAGAGCCAGACGUCGGAAAAGGGGCGUUGGAGCGACUCUCAGAGACCAUGCGUGGAAGCAAUGUUUCAUGAUGGGUGCGACUGUAAAACAAGGCGCUACCAAACAAAUGCUUUACAGGGGUUUUUACGACCCGCACCCGGCACGCCGGUUUUUUUUCGUCAUCUGCUCGCCAUUGGUUGCGUUCGCUUUUAUUUGUCCAUUGAGAAAUUUGUAUGUGACAUCUACAUUGAUAUGAAGAUUGUUGCAUGCCACAUCAGUGCAAUGCCUCCAGUAAUUUGCGACAUUACCUGAAUGAGCAGGCGUCAACAAUGCGCGUGUGUCCAGUGUCCAGUGUGUGCAUUGCCACCUGGGAUAGAUGAUCUCGUCUCUUCAUCGCUAACUGAUGCUCAUAUAUGCGGGUAGAGGCAGAUUGGCCACAACAGACGGCAUCACAAGUGGAACAUGGUGUUUUGCAGACAACAGCUUUUCUAUCAAGAUAGCCAACCCUCUCCUUAGGGUGUACAAACUGUUUACGCAAGGUGGUUGACGGUUGGUGUGCUACUUGCUUGUGAUGCUUCGUCAGCUGUUUUAGGACGAUGGGUUGGUCCGCCAGGGGAAUGCUUUUGGUGCCUGGGUGGUCGUUGUUUUCGAAAUACCUUUGUAUUGAAAGUAUCAACAUCAGUAUCAGUAUAUUUCAGGGAAAGUAGGUGUGUACCUUUGAAAUCCCUAUUGGUUACAUCCAGAGAAAGUAUAUGGAUGAAAUGGAAAGGAAGUAACAUGAAAGAAAUGCGAGGGGAAUAGGAAAAACUGUAUAGAUGAACACAGAAUGUCAUGCGUUAACAGAAUUUAGAGGCACAUUAACUUUCUUUAUUGAUAAAAUACAACGGACAGUUAAAUCACUCUUAAGAUACGGGAAAAGAAGUAAAUUUUUUUUUAGUCUACAGGCAUCGUGGUGAAUGCGAGCAGCGGUGUGCGACUUGGUCCAAAUUAAUAUUUUUUUUAAACCCAUGUUACUUAAAUGUUGGUAGUAGCAUCGUCAUAACACUAAAUUAUGAAUGCUGACUAUCAAGGUGGCGGUAGACCGGCGUUAUUGUGGUUCGCGCUCCAAUGUUGAUCUAGCCUCCGUUUAAAAGUAUAUACGAAUACCGACAUAACAACAUCCUCAGGCAAGGCAUUCCAAGCUGCAACCACUCUGUUGGAGAAGAAGAACUUUUGUGAGUUUAACCGGGCGCCAGUCUCACGCAGUUUGAGAGCAUGGCCUCUUAUGUUAGUCGUAGUCGCCAAGUCGAAGAAAUCUACUGAUGCGCGGCAGCAGCCCUGAUUACGCACGAUGCGGAAAGCUUGUAUCUAGUCUCCACGUAGCUGUCUGUAGCUCAAAGGUAAGAGGGCAAUAUUAGCUAAACGUGUUUCGUUGGGUAAUGACCACUGCCCAGAUACAAGUUUCUUUACUUGCCGUGGAACUUAUUCGAGUAUGCCGAAGUCUUUAGCGGUCCAGGGUCCCCAUGCUUGGAUAGCAAACUCCAGAUGCGGUCGUACGAAAGUAUGAAAGAUCUUGGCGAAGCAGUCUUCAUCAAAGGAGGAGAAAGCCCGUUUGACGAGGUAUAGAAUGCACAUCGCCGACUUAGCCACCUUUGAACAUUGCAAUGACGUACAUAGUGGCGCGGGUACCCGUUGUGAGAAAAUAAUUUAAAAAGUUUUUUCAUUUCUGCCUGAUAACUUUCUUCAUCAGAACAGUGUGUCUUGGCUCGCUUAAACGGGCUGUAGACAGUACUCCUCUUGUGAGAAAUAGGAUGGUUACUCUCAAAAUGUAAGAUGACGUCUGAGUAUGUCUCUUUGAGACAAACUGAAGUGUGAAGAAAUUCAUCAGUUUUUCGGCACACGAGGACAUCCAGAAAUAGAAGUUGUCCAGAAACCUCUAUUUCGAAAGGGAACUUGAUUCCUGGAAAUGCGGAGUUAAGACUCGUGUGAAUCCGGUCUAAUUGGUUUCUCUUGACAGUGACAGAUGUGUCAUCAACAUAGCGCAGCCAUAGUUUUGGGUUAAUUUUAGGAAGGUCUAUAUACUCGGGUGUCUGGAUUAUGGCUUCUGCUAGAACGACAGAUAUGGGCGAACCCAUAGGAGCAUCUUUCAGUUGCCGAUAACAUUGUUUGACGACGAGCUUUAGAUUACAAAUCACUGUCUACUGAAAUCCACAAUGUAGCUUUGGUUUACCACGUACCAGCUGUACAUCUACUCUGCACGAACACCUUUCGUAAAUGGCGAAUACUGCGUGACUGACCUGCAACGCUAUGCCUUUAGUCACUGCAUUCCUACGCGGAAAUAUUUAGUAGAUGGCGAGUACUUCGGCGUUGACCUCAGCGUCUAGAACGUUGCUGUCUUUUGCUUACUGACCGCACUGUAACACGGAAAUCUUUUGAGUGCCACUGCAAUGCCGCUCGCGUUAGUCACUGCAGUCCCCAACACGGAAAUCGUUCGUAAACGGUUCGCACUACGGUGCUGAGCCCACCUCCCCUCCAAACCAGCGCUAAUUUCGGUUAUUGUGCAUGUGAGUAACCAUUUCAAGCUUCGUUCGGCUAAAUUUCAUUGCUUUAGCGUCCAGAAUAGUGCUGUCAUCAUUUGCCACUAGAUUCAUUCCCGGAAAUCUUGCGUUACAAACGAGUACUACGGGGAUAUCUUCCUCCACAUCGUUAGCUUUGGUUAGUCUUAUGUCAAUUUCCCAACCGUAGCGCACUCAGGUUGACCUGCUUUACUUAAGCGUGGAGAACCCAGCUGUUUUCAGUUUAGUCGUUGAACCGUCACACGAAAAUCAGUUGUAAACCACAGCUGUGUUAUCCCUUUAUUCACUGCAUCCCUACAAGGAAAGCUUUCGUAUGCGGCGUUGACCUUAGCGUGACUACACACCUACUCGGAGAUCUUGUGUUAACAACUAGUACUGCGGGGUUACCAUUACUGGCUUCGGGUAGUCUUUCCUCCAUUUGGCCGCACUCCGGUUGAGCUGUGUUACUUCAGCGUCUAUAGCAGUGCCGUCUUCUGUUUAGUAACUACACUGUCACAGGGAAAUCUUUCGUGUACCACUGCAGUGUUGCCCGUUAUAGUCACUGCACAUCCACAGGAAAAUCUUUAGCAAAAGGUUCAUACUACGGUGUUGAGCUGAUUCCCCACGCCAAGCAGCGUUAAUUUCGCUUACCGUAUACAUGAGUGACAAUCCCCAGGUACGUUUGAUUAAAUCCAGUUGCCUCAGCGUCUAGAUCGGUGUUCUCAUAUAUCUUUUGUCACUGCACCCCUGCAGGGCUACCUUGCAUUAACGAUGAGUACUGCGAAAUUAACUUUCUCCACACCGGCUGGCCUGCAUUAUCGCGGCGACCCGAAAAGAGUUGCCUGCACCGACAUAUCGAAAUCCUUUGUUAACCACGCGUACUACGGAUUUACGUCUGCUGACAUCGUGCGGAUCGUUUAGACUAUUCUUCCCAUGUCUUGCGCAGCAUCCUGUAGUUGAAUUUCGUUGUCUUAGCGUCUACAGCGUCGGGGUUAGCUGUUUAGUUACCGUAGUCCUACACGAGCACCUCUGGUUAUCGACGAGUACUACUAAUUUUACCUGGAGACCUACGUUACGUUGUCCUGCAUUUGUAUAUGCUCUCCGUCCAGCGAUCUCAUUGCUUUCAGACAUCCAUCCACACACGGAAUUUUUUCGUAAAGCAGAAGUAGUACGCGUCCAUCUUCCCUCACCCCGCCCCCAGCGCGCACCCCGUCGGCUUCGCGUAACCUUUCCAUGAGUUGCUUUUCCUACCAGCCUGUCGUAGACAUGCAACGUUUUAGUUUGUACAGCAGUGAUGCCGUCUGUUACGUCUCCGCAUCGUCAUACGAAGUUGUUUUCUUUACGCCGUCUGCUAGUUGUUGUAGUAACCUUGGCGGCGCUGUUUCGCUGUGCUUGCCCUUUCCUCUUGAAAUGCACACGUCAACGAUUGCGGAUGCGCAAAAACCAAGACAGAAAUAAGUAUACUGCAGAAAAAAAACGAAGAGACUUUCAGUUAAAGGGGGUUAUCUGCAAGAGGCAUUAUCAGCGGUCAACGAUAAUUCAUAAUUGGAAGUUAGGUCUAACGGGAUAUGUCUCCGCAAGAUGUCCCAUAAAAAUAUUCCUGGCGAUAUCAGGAGCACAGCGGUCAAGGCUGUACCAUAUUCUAUAUUGGGUUUCAUCCAAAGCCCAACCGUAGACCGGCCUAUUUUCGCGCAGUGUCCUUUUGAGGCGGCUCCAGUAGUCCUCAAUGGCGUUUGUGUGCCGACCAGUUUCCGCGUCAACGAAACUGCGGGAAUGGUAGACCGUAAAGGGCUGGAAGCCUUCUGCAGCGUGGGCACUAUACGCCUUUCAUUCGUCAGUAACCUUUAUGCUACCGGACGCAACCCUCUUCUUAAUGUCAGGCCUCAGAGCGGACCAACUACUGUGGCUGACUUGAUCAAAGAUUGUAUUCUACCGGCGGGCAACGUACAUGCCGACAAUCCAGUACAGCCGUUGCAUACGUCCGACGUUAUACUUCCUACGACUAACCAUUGUUUCAUCAAUCUGGUCCUCCAUUCAGCCCUCAAACCUGCGUUUGCAUGUUUAGUGUUUCUUAACCAUUUAUUCUUGCUUAAGCUUAGUAAAAAGUAGUAGUUUGCGGGGCAGUUAUGUAAACACUCCAAUUCUUCCGUCGACCCAGACGACUUUCGACUAGGCUGACUAAGAUAUGAUAUAAAUAACAAAUCGCGAUGAUUAACGUUCUACUUAUUACGGGUACCGAUGAAAGCAAUUGCCUGUCGCAGGUCGUGUGCGAGGUCUCCUUAUUUUCUGUUCAGAUAAAACCUAUCAUGUGUCGUUAAAUUGAAAAAAACUCCUCAAUGCCUAGUCAUGCUUUUGUAUUUCCAGGACUCUCUGGGGCCUUGCAAUUGUGACUGUUGCGUACGCACCCCUGUUGCUUGUUCUGCGUAACCCUCCAGGCAGUAAAGAAACUCAAGUAAGUCCCGAAGAUUUCUUUUUAUUUUUCAGCGUAUCCAAGGUUAUGCUGCCGACCAAUCGCGGUCAUUUUCGAGGUCGACUCUUUUACAAAUCUGCUACCGUUUUGAAAUUUUAAUGUUUAACAAUAAAGUCGCUUAG